AUGUUCGGAAUCAUCAACUUGCCUAGUCGCUCAACCGGCACUGUGUCCAGUGCUUCGAGUUCCAAGAAGCGUUACGCACCCAUCGUUAACGAACUUCUCCAAUUACUCGACAAAUCGUUUCCUUAUGCUUCUGGAAUGGAGGCCCUCGAGCAAGCUAUCCAAUCUGCGCUUCAGUUCAGGAUCGUUGAGAUGGAAAGCUACGGGCUCACCUCGGCUAAAGGAUUUCUAAACUUUGCAACCUGGAUGGUCGAUGGUUGGAUACCCACCGAGUCAGCAAAGGGUAGAGACAUCUACUAUAUCUUGUGCAUCUUCUAUUUCGUGUUCGACCAAGUCCCGCUCAAGGAUUGUCAAACUGCGAUUAGGCCUGAAUCUGUGGGGCAGGAUCUGUCCGAGCUCUCCCAAUGGAUGGUGAAGUUUGCCAAGGAAGUUGGAAGCCACAUGGAUCGACCAGAGUCACUGAACGAAGCUUCACUCACUUCAUUCUGGAAUGCUCCAAGCUUCCAUGUAUUCGAGGCAGAUGAAUCCAAAACCGAAGGGGGGAAAUGGACUAAUUUCAAUCAGUUCUUCUGUCGUCAUCUCAAGGACGGCGCACGGCCCAUUGAUGGCGAAGGUGACGACAACAUUGUCAUUUUCCCUGCAGAUUCAACCUUCUCCGGUUACUGGGAUAUCACUGACGAGUCGAUGGUCGAGCUGAAAGGUCUACCAUGGCAUAUAGGUGAUCUCCUUGGGCCAUACAAGUCCGACUACGGCGAGUCUUUCAAGGGCGGGAUCUGGUUGCAUUCUUUUCUGAACUCAUUUGACUAUCAUCGCCAGCACGCGCCGGUGGGAGGUACUAUCAAAGUCAUCGACACGAUUGAUGGCGCGGCCUAUUUAGAUGUUGAAUAUCAGCCUGAUAGUCGGUCGUUGAUGCCAAAACGCCCUAUGCGUCCUAUAUACUCCUCGGGGCCUGUUUAUCGGGGAGCGGAGGCGACGGAUAAAGAAGGAUACCAGUUCCUGCAAGCACGAGGGAUCAUCAUCAUAGAGAACGACAAGAUAGGUACGGUUGCUGUUUUACCGAUCGGUAUGGCACAAGUCUCGUCUGUGGUAGUCCGGGACGACCUCAAGCCAGGUGCCACCAUCAACAAAGGUGAUGAAAUCUCACAUUUUGAGUUUGGUGGCUCGGAUAUUGUGGUCAUGUUUCAGGGCGGAAAGAUAGACCCCCAUACUCUCCCACAGCCAUUGUCACCUGUCAAGGAUCCCAAUUGCCGGAUCAUGACAUCGCAUCUUCUAUGGUGCUUUUGUGGUACGUUGUGGGACAGAAAGAGUCAUCAGAAUGAAUUGGCUGACAUCAGCCAUGCACUCUUAGUCUCACUGUUGGGGCUGUUAAUAAUGCCACCUCAAACGCGAGCAAUCCAACAUAGCGAAAGUGUGGGGGAGAAAAAGCGAAAACCUGUGCGCCGUGACCCGGAGAAGAGGCGGCAACAGAACAUUCAAGCCCAACGCAGAUACCGAGAAAAGCUACGUGAGCGCUUAGGUCGUCUCGAAGCGCUGGCAGAGUCUGCGGGACAGACCUCAGCCAUUGAAAGCACACCGGCUUCGGGCAUACAACCAAGUGGGGCGAUCACAGCGCCUGGCCUACCCAUCGCUUCAAGUACUAUCGUUCCAAAGACCCUUCCACUCUAUGAUGCUUCGGAUGUAUCGGUUCCGUGUACAUCUGUGGCAACCCUUAGUAAUUGCCAGCAACUUAUCACAAUCUCAGAUGGGAGUCCACCGACAUUAUACACAUCAGACUCCACCACAACACCCUAUCUAUAUUCUGAUGAAUCUCCCUCAACAAUAAGUGCCUGGGAUCCUCCAUCAUGUGUGGAUCCUUCUCUUCUCGUUCGCGAUAAGCCCAGUGAUAGCCUGGAGCUGUACUGGACAACCGCCAUUGACUGCGGCUGUACCAGUCCGCAUUUCCGAAUACAGACAGACGGUCCAGACCUUCUCGGCCGUAAUGAAGUCAGGGUAUUCAGGUUCGGCGCCAAUACAACUACAGCCGAUCCAUAUAUCAAUAGCCUCCGGAUUGAUAGAGUUUGCACCAUCGCUGCAAUUCUUGAUCUUGUUAGGCAUUUAGGCAUUACGGAGGAAGGUUUAUGUGCUGACCAAUCUCCCUCGCCAUUCUUUCGGCCCGGCGCAGUGGUGGUAGACGAUACAGCCAGGAGCAAUUUGAUCCGCACUGUACAAGAAACAUUCAAGACUUUAAAGCCAGAUCUGAGGCCAUCUCAAGAACAAAUCAUUAUCGAGCACCAUCCGAUCAUAGACAUUCUACCUUUCCGAACGCUACGGAGAAACCUCAUCACUCGCCAGCACGAUAUAGAUGAGGAUGAGUUCUUCGACGAUAUGCUUUCUGGCUUAGUAUGCUGGGGAGGUGCUGGCAUUGGGAAGAGGGAUCGGCAAGUCUCCACUGGGUAUGUAUCGACAGGUACGCCGUGGGAUGUCCGUAGUUGGGAGGGAAAGGUGUGGUUUUUGAAGAAAUAUUGGGCGCUUUUGGGUGGUGAAGAUGGUGAACUCAUACGACAAAGUGAAUGGUGGCGCAGUAUCAGGGGAGACGAAAGUGAGCAGGAGAGCAUGUGGCUAGGAUAG
Aspergillus neoniger CBS 115656 is the source of this 2604-nucleotide messenger RNA. RefSeq lists its product as uncharacterized. Gene Ontology annotation, molecular function: phosphatidylserine decarboxylase activity; DNA-binding transcription factor activity. The coding region runs from base 1 to 2604 and encodes 867 amino acids. Lineage: Eukaryota; Fungi; Ascomycota; Eurotiomycetes; Eurotiales; Aspergillaceae. The record is from RefSeq and is a predicted model, not a curated record. Gene Ontology annotation, biological process: regulation of DNA-templated transcription; phospholipid biosynthetic process. The transcript has 5 exons.